CUAACUUCGAUCGACAAUAGUGAGAUCUUCAAUUGAAUUUGAUCACAGGAACCUUACUGCAACCCUCUUCAAGUAACUUUCUCAAGGAACAAUCAUUACUCUGCCUCGGUCACCGGGAAGGAACUUUUUGGAGAGAUGACCCUCAAUGCUACUUACACGGAUUUCGGUCAAAUCGUUUACACUGAUCCACAAGGAAAGGUAUCAAUCUAUAAUCCCGGUGACAUAUCAUGGAUCCUCACUUCAACUGCAUUGGUCAUGAUUAUGACUCCUGGACUCGCCAUCUUUCAUGCCGGUUUGCUCCGGCGGAAGAACGCUCUCUCUCUCAUGUUUCUUUCAAUCGCAAUCUAUUCAGUCGUGGCUAUUCAGUGGUUUCUAUGGGGCUUCUCUUUGGUCUAUUCACCUAAUGAUUCGUCUUUCGUCGGUUCACUUCAUCAUGUCGCAUUUCAACAUCUUGGUUUCGAUCCUGCGGAAUCUAAUGCUCGAAUUCCUGUUUUGGCGUAUGCAAUCUACCAGAUGAUGUUCGCAACUAUUACCUGUGUCAUCAUCAUGGGAGCAGUAGCUGAAAGGGGAAGAAUUGUACCUGCCGUAGUAUUUGCUGUUCUCUGGACCACAAUUGUUUAUGAUCCAAUAGCUAGGUGGACUUGGUCAAUCAGAGGAUGGUCACUCAAAUUAGGUUCAUUGGAUUUCGGUGGAGGUGGACCCGUUCAUAUGUCAUCCGGAUCAGCUGCCUUGGCUUACAGUCUUGUUUUGGGACAUCGAGCUGGGUAUAAAACUGCUAGGCUUGCUUAUCGUGCUCAUAAUGCCUCUUAUGUCUUUCUGGGUACUGCUUUGCUUUGGUUCGGAUGGUUCGGCUUCAUUGGUGGUUCAACAGAUGCUUCAAAUCUUCAGGCAUUGCAUGCUUGUCUGGUCAUCAAUCUUUCUGCUGCUGCUGGUGGUCUUACUUGGCUUGUCAUUGAUCGUCUUCGUCAAGGAACCUGGUCUCCCGUCUCGUUCUGCUCUGGAGUACUUGUUGCUUUAAUUGCCGCUACACCGGCCGCAGGACUUGUGCCUGCCUCAGCUGGAUUGGCUUUUGGUGUGAUAUCAGCAUUAGUUUGUAAUUAUGCAACGGUCCUGAAGGUUUGGCUGGAUUGUGAUGACGCACUUGAUAUCUUUGCAUCUCAUGCAAUAGGAGGAUUAACAGGAUCCUUACUUACCGGUAUUUUUGCGGACGCCAAUACGGCUUCUUUUGAUGGUAAAACAAAUAUCAAAGGAGGUUGGAUUAAUGGAAACUUCAUUCAAUUUGCAUAUCAACUUGCUAGCUCAUCUGUGAUAUUGGGCUAUAGUUUUAUUAUAUCAGCAAUCCUUUUGUUAAUCAUUGAUCGUAUACCUGGUAUUGGACCUCUCAGGGUUGGUGAAGAGGCAGAAAUUGAAGGAUUGGAUUAUGAUCAAUUAGGAGAAUUGUUAGUAUUCUAUCUUUCAUUUGAAACCUCUUCAUGUGAAGAUACUGAUGUAGGAUUUCAACAUACAACAGCGCCUAUGAUUACGUAG
Messenger RNA from Melampsora larici-populina 98AG31, 1527 nucleotides. RefSeq lists its product as uncharacterized. Gene Ontology annotation, cellular component: plasma membrane. Gene Ontology annotation, molecular function: ammonium channel activity. NCBI's taxonomy places the organism in Eukaryota, Fungi, Basidiomycota, Pucciniomycetes, Pucciniales, Melampsoraceae. Bases 136 to 1527 code for a protein of 463 amino acids. The record is from RefSeq and is a predicted model, not a curated record. Gene Ontology annotation, biological process: ammonium transmembrane transport. The transcript has 9 exons.